Molecule: messenger RNA, 1143 nt
Organism: Engraulis encrasicolus (European anchovy)
Lineage: Eukaryota; Metazoa; Chordata; Actinopteri; Clupeiformes; Engraulidae
Gene: pdap1b
Product: pdgfa associated protein 1b
Exons: 6
Coding region: 161-682 (173 amino acids)
Cellular component (GO): cytosol
Molecular function (GO): RNA binding
Source: RefSeq, a predicted model, not a curated record
UUCACAAGGAGAAAAAAUGGUUGCAUCCCGAAAUUAUGUUCAACUGAGAGUUGUUGUGAGCAGGUUGCGUUCAGCUUGCAGCGUACUAUUUUGAGCGUUUUGGAAGGUGUUUUCCCUGACCUGGUUUGUGACAGCGGCCACAGAAGCACAUUGGAUCAAAAUGCCUAAAGGAGGAAAGAAAGGUGGCCACAAAGGUCGAAUGAGGACAUACACAAGUCCCGAAGAGAUUGAUGCUCAGAUGAAAGCUGAAAAAGAGCGAAAGAAGAGGGAAGAGGAAGAAGAGGCAUCAAAUGAUAACUUGGUGGAAGAGAAACUCCAGGGAUCUGGGUCGGAAGAUAGUGAUGAUGAAGGAAGUUCGAAAAGGGGGUUGGAGGGAUUAAUUGAAAUUGAGAACCCUAAUCGCGUGGCACAAAAGUCAAAGAAAGUGACUGACAUCGAGCUGGAAGGGCCAAGACAACUUUCAAGAAGAGAAAGGGAGGAAAUAGAGCGACAGCAAGCAAAAGAAAGAUAUAUGAAAAUGCAUUUAGCGGGAAAGACGGAUCAGGCCAAAGCAGACCUGGCUCGACUUGCAAUCAUCCGGAAACAGAGGGAAGAAGCUGCAAGGAAAAAAGAACAAGAGAAGAAAGCAAAAGAAGCAGCCGCCACAGCAGCAAGAGGAGUCAACUCCUUAUCUCUAAAAUAAUGGCGCGUGGAUAGACCAAUGUUUGGUCGUGCACAUAUGGACUGGUGCUGAAUAUGCAUUUCAUGAUCUUAACGGUUUUUAAAGAAGCAAAGCAAGGUUAUCCACUGUAGUGUAUGAAUGUUAUAUUUAUAUAUACAUAUAUUUAAUAUAUAUUUAAAGAAGAAAAGGUGAAAGACAACGUUGUUUGUUACUGACAUAUAGGCCUACCAUUCAGUUUGCGCACUUUACAAACUUGGUAUAUUUUAAAGUAUAAAAAAAUAUUGCUGUUACUGAUUCAUUUGAAUCUAGACCUACUUUGCCUGUAUCAUGAAUUGAUGGAAUUACACAAUAUCUUAUGAUAAAGUUUUGUCUUUCAAGAACUCAUGACACACUUGUGAAACAUACUAAUUUGUAUGCUUCAAGCAAAGUAUCUGUAUGAGGGAAAUCAAGUGUGGGGCAAAUAAAUAUUGCUCAGACCUGCA